ACAACACAUAUUCCGCAAAAUCGAUGUUCAGUCUAGUCUAAUCACGUGAUACCGCGAUGGCGGCUGGUGUCAAAUCAUGGAAAAAGAUUUUGUAUGAAGAUCAAGGGUUUCCCGACCAUUAUGUCGAUGCCAGCUUUCUUGAUGAAUUGAGAAAAAAUCUCUACACUCGAACAUAUGACUAUUGGACAGUUGUGAUUGAAUCAGGAGUUAUUGUUCAGCAGCUAUGCAGCGUGUGUAUAUUUGUGGUGGUCUUCCUGUUUAUGGACAUGCAACUCCUGCAAGCCGAGACGCUGGUGUCAGUCUCUGGGGGCCUUUGUCUACUGGGAUACCUUGUCCAUUGUUUGCUGACAUCAGUUGGAAGGAUCCAGUCUGACAGAUCUUUCGCUGAUGACCUGAAAACAUUCCUGAUAUUUGCUGGCUUCAGUUACUGCCUAUCCCCAAUUCUUGUAUCUCUGACGGAAACCAUAGCAACAGACACCAUUUACGCAAUGACGACUGUAAUGCUAAUUGCCAACCUUCUUUUCCAUGACUACGGGACUAGUGCCCCAAUGGUUUCUGGUGUUUUGUCGUUGAAUGCUGGACUGUUUGCAUCAGUGUGUCUUGCGUCAAGGUUACAAACCACUUUGCACUCGUUUGCGACUGUUACGUUUGCAGUGGAACUUUUUGCUUUAUGGCCUGCACUAAGAAGAAACUUACGGCAAGCGGUGUCCUGUUGUCAUGUUUUGAUGACCACAUUGGUUGCCAUGGUGACCCUGCUACUGGUCAGCUGUAUCUCCCUUACCGCUACAGUGCUCCUAGCGCUGGCCAUCGUAUUCAUCACUCUAUUGUGUCCAGCCUGGCUAAUUUGGCUGCAAACGUACAAGAACAACAUUCAUGGACCCUGGGAUGAGGCUGCCAUUCAACAGUGAAAGUAAAAUAAGAAAAUCCCUGUUAAUGUAAUUGAACAAAUCACAAUGAGAGUGAUUGACAGUGGCUAUGAUUGAAUACCAACUAACAGUAAAUAUGAUUUCAGUGUUUGUGGACUGAAAAUCUGUUAAAUAUGAAAAUAGCGUCAGCUGAAGAAAAUGAUAUAUGCAAGACUGUUGAAUGCUAUGGCUGUGUGUGCAAAUUUUGGAGUUGAGACUGUCUUUUAAUUUAAACAUAUGGUUUAAAUGCAGACAUGCAUUUUUCAUUGAACUGUGAAACAUAGUUAAUAAUAAUUUUCUGUAUUGUUUACCUGAUAACACAGUGGCAGCUUUUUAAUACUAUGGUGUGUUGGUAUGUUGAGAUUGCAGAUCAACUGACAGCAUUAUGAUAAUGUCUGAUAAUAAUGGGAUAGUUUAAGUACCUCUUAUAAUAGCAGGAAAACUGAAAAAUCUCUGGCACAAGUGGGCAAGUUGAAGAAUCUCUGAGAAAAGUUGGAUAAUUAAAGAACAUCUGACAAUAGUGGGAUAGAUGAAGAAUCUCUGACAAUACUGGGAUAGUCAUAGAACCUCUGACAAUAGUGGGAUAGGUGGAGAUUCGCUGACAAUAGUGGGAUAGUGUUGAAGAUUCUCUGACAAUAGUGGGAUAGAUUAAGAGCCUCUGACAAUAGUAUGAUAAUUGAAGAACCUCUGACAAUAGUGGGAUAGAUGAAGAACCUCUGACAAUAGUGGGAUAGUUGAAGAACCUCUGACACUAGUGGAAAAGUUGUAGGACCUCUGACACUAGUGGGAAAGUUGUAGGACCUCUGACACUAGUUGAAUAUUUGAAGAACCUCUAACAGUGGUGGGAUAGUAAUAGAACCUUUGACAAUGGUGGGAUAGUUGAAGGACCUCUGACAACAGUGGGAUAGUUGAAGGACCUCUGGCAAUAGUGGGAUAGUUGAAGGACCUCUGACAAUAGUGGUAUAGUUGAAGGACCUCUGAAAACAGUUGGGUAGGUGAAGGACCUCUGGUAAUAGUGGGAUAGAUGUAGGACCUCUGGCAACAGUGUGAUAGUUCAAGGACCUCUGACAACAAUGGGAUAGUUGAAGGACCUCUGAAAACAGUGGGGUAGUUUAAGGACCUCUGACAACAGUGGGAUAGUUGAAGAACCUCUGCCAAUAGUGGGAUAGCUGAAGAACCCCUGAUACUAGUGGGAUAGUUGAAGGACCUCUGCCAAUAGUGGGAUAGUUGAAGGACCUCUGCCAAUAGUAAGAUAGUCAUAAAACUUCUGACAAAAGUGGGAUAGUUGAAGAACCUGUGACAAAAGUGGGAUAGUUGAAGGACCUUUGACAAUGGUGGGAUAGUUGAAGAACCUCUGAUAAUAGUGGGAUAGUUGAAGAAUCUCUGACAAUAGUAAGAUAGUCAUAAAACUUCUGACAAAAGUGGGAUAGAUGAAGGACCUUUGACAAUAGUGGGAAAGUUAUUAAACUUCUGACAAAGUGGAAUAGUUGUCGAACCCUCCAACAAUAAUAAGAGAAAACACAGACCUCUAAAACAAUUGCAUAGUUGAAAAAAAUAACAAUGAAUUGAAGAACCUGACGAGGAACAUGGGUUUGUUUAAGAACCACUUAAAACAAUAUAUAUAUUUUAAUUGUUAAUAUAAAUUAGUAAAAAGCUUUUUUUUCAAGUGUUGCUAUGUUAAGUCAAGUUUUGGAAACGUUGUUUCAAAUUUUUGAUGUCAUUUGAAAUUUUAAGACAUAAUGUUAAGCAGCUUAGUGAGGAUGUUAAAGGGGCCUUUUCACAGAUUUUGGCAUUUUUUUAACUUAUUCAUUAAAUGCUUUAUAUUGAUAAAUGUAAACAUUGGAUCAUAAAAGCUCCAGUAAAAAAUCAAGAAAAAAUUUAAAAAAGGAAAAGAACAUUGCCCGGAGCAGGUUUCGAACCAGUGACCCCUGGAGUCCUGCCAGAGUCCUGAAGUAAAAACGCUUUAGCCUACUGAGCUAUUCCGCCGAGUACACAUUCUUGACGUAUUUUAUACGCUAUAUAAGCAAUCUUCGUAGUUUCACAAAAUUUAACGACAAAAACAGAACUCUCCAAAUUAUUCAAUCGUUUCGCGUUGCAACGCUUUAUAAUUUUUAGGUUUUAAAAUCGUCAAAAGAUGCAUAUAAUGGCUAUAUUAGAGCAUGGUUAAUGUUCAGUAUUACUGUUUCCUCACAAAUAUCAUAACUAAAACGAAAACUUACGAAUCUGAAACAACUUUUUUCAAUUUUGUCAAUUUACCAAAGCGUGAAAAGAUCCCUUUAAGUACAUGUAUUGAUAUGGGUCCUAAGAUUUUGUUCUCAGAUAAGAUGCCAAUAAAGUGUGAUGAUGUCCAGUUUUGAGAUUUGAUGUCAAAUAUGACAUACAACGGUAAAUAUGUCAAGUCAAGAUAUGUAUUUGUAGGUAUAAAAAGCCUUCCAUUAUAUUACACAUUUCGAUCUGUUUCAUCUGCUCAAUAAGGUAUAAUAAACCAGCAUUGUUACUUUGCAAUAAACAGUAUAACAAAG
This is a messenger RNA of Dreissena polymorpha, 3427 nucleotides long. Its product is annotated as phosphatidylinositol N-acetylglucosaminyltransferase subunit C-like. Gene Ontology annotation, biological process: GPI anchor biosynthetic process. Bases 57 to 908 code for a protein of 283 amino acids. The record is from RefSeq and is a predicted model, not a curated record. NCBI's taxonomy places the organism in Eukaryota, Metazoa, Mollusca, Bivalvia, Myida, Dreissenidae. Gene Ontology annotation, cellular component: glycosylphosphatidylinositol-N-acetylglucosaminyltransferase (GPI-GnT) complex; membrane. The transcript has 7 exons.